CUCGUCAUGGAGUCCAAAUGCUAAGCUAGAACUAAGUGCAGAGAGAAAGAGAGAGAGAGAAAGAGAGAGAGAGAAAAUGGAGAAGUAGCACCAUCCUGCGGAUUCCACUGGGUUCCUCCUUCUCUCUCUUCCAGAAGGUGCAAAGCAACAAGGCAAGCAAGGAGAGGCUCCCAUGGAAAGAGGAAGGAGGAGUUGCAUUGAGAAGCAAAGCAGGAAGCCCGCCUGGCCAGGAAGCUGUGACUGUGAGAGAAGAAAUAGAGUCCAAGUAACUUCUUAAGGAAAAGUCAAGUCUCAAAGAACGGAGAUGGAUGGGUGGCAAGGAAGCAACAGCUCCAUGAGCAACAAUGCAACUGAUCUAGCCAUUGGUUUUACCUCUUCAGGAAUAGCUAUCCUCCUGUUUGGAACAAACUUUGUGCCAGUUAAGAAAUUUGACACUGGUGAUGGAAUGUUCUUCCAAUGGAUUCUCUGUGCUGCGAUCUGGAUAGUAUCUCUCAUUGUAAACCUCAUUCAAAAUAGCCCUCGAUUUUGGCCUCUUGCUAUGGUUGGGGGCUUUUUGUGGGCUACAGGUAACAUAACAGUCGUUCCUAUUGUUAAAACCAUUGGCUUAGGCCUUGGUCUCUUAAUCUGGGCUUCUUUUAACCUGCUAACUGGCUGGGCCACCUCAAGGUUUGGCUGGUUUGGAAUUGACCCAGAAAUAGUUGCAAAGCCUGUCUUAAACUACAUUGGAGCUGGACUGUCAGUGCUCAGCACCAUCCUGUUUCUUUUUAUAAGAACUGAUGUUCAGAGCUCACCACCAUCAGAAAACACUCCAUUAUUAAGGGACCACCAAAUCAACUCUUCUGAAUGUGGAGCAGAAAACAGGAGUGAUGCAUCAUGGGUGGACAGUCUUUCUCCAUUGGGAAAGAGAGUAAUAGGCUGCUCCCUGGCUGUGAUGGCUGGAAUAUUGUAUGGUUCUAGUUUUGUGCCUGUACUUUACAUCAAGGACCAUGGCAGAAGGAACGGAACAGCCUAUACAGGAGCCAGCCAGUUUGAUUUAGAUUAUGUCUUUGCACACUUCAGUGGCAUCUUCCUUACAAGUACUGUUUACUUUUUGAUCUACUGCGCAGCAAUGAAAAAUAGUCCUAAAGUUUAUCCUGAAGCCAUAAUCCCAGGUUUUGUUUCUGGUGUAAUGUGGGGAAUCGCAAAUUGCUGCUGGUUCAUUGCAAAUCGUUACCUCAGUGCUGUGGUCAGCUUUCCAAUAAUCACUGCAGGUCCUGGCUUCAUAGCUGCAAUGUGGGGAGUGCUGGUGUUUAAAGAAAUAAAGGGACUGAAAAAUUAUUUGUUGCUUAUGGUAGCAUUUUGUGUCAUUUUGGCUGGGUCACUUUCAACAGCUUUUUCUAAAGUCUGAAGAUAACAUUGCUUGAACCAGCAGAUGGCACCACUAGUUAAGAAAUUUAAGACCUUCAGGAUCACCACAUCUAUUAAUUUCCUUGGGUCACUAAUACCAUCACUCUAACUGGAGAGACAGAAAACUUAAACUCCAUAAAUCAGAGACUGUUUGUGCUAAAUGCAAAACAUUCUUCAUAUUUUCCACAUUCUGGAAAGGGAGAGGAAAGCUUGCUGGGUUCAGAUGAUUACGAACUGAAAUCAGUGUCGGGGCUUUUAAUGAUCUCAUAACGUUUUGUCUUGUGGUUGUUGCUAAUUCGAGAAGCUGAAGUAUAAAAAUAAGAGUUCAAUACCAUGUACAUGUUAAGCACGAAUCAGGGGAAAUAAUUUUAGUAUUGGGCAUUCUGUCUAUUUCUCAGUGGUUAGAUAACCAGAGUGGCAGGACCAACCCUACCAUUAGUCAGAGUCUUCUCUUGCAGAAUAUUUUGAGCAUCACAAAAGAGCAGCACAUUAUUAAUUAUCUGAGGGUGGGUAGAGAUGCUUAAAGGAUUUGCUGCUUCAUGAGCCAAAUUAACUUGCCUGACCUUGAGCUUGGAUGUAUUUUGACUGGGAGGAGGUGCAAUUCACUGCCCUGCCUCAAGCAGCAAAUUGUCUUAGGCCAUUACAGGCCUGCAAGCGGAGCAUAAUGGGGAUGGGAAUCUAUUGCUAAACUUCUGGGCAAAGGUGAGCAAAGAUUUCUUAUUCCUAAUUGUCUACUAAAUUGCACUAAAAUGUAUUUACCUCACUUUAAAAUAAAGUUUCUGAACAAAAAGAACACGUUUUGGAGAGGUACAUUUUGAGAGCCAGCAUGAUGUAGUGGUUUGAGCACUGGACUACAAGCCUGGAGAUCAGGGUUCAUUUCCCUGCUCAGCCAUGGGAACCCACUGGGUGACCAUAGGUGAGUCAUAAAUCGGAAAUGACCUGAAGGCACACAACAACAAGAAGAUUUUGGUAUGAAAAGACCUAUAAGCAUGGUUCUGUUACAGAUCACAAACCUUUGGAAUAAGCAAAUGCUCAGAGAUGUCAUUUGUUUGCAAAAGGGGCACCUAACUCCCAUCACUGUAUCUUUUAGGGAUCUGCCAAAACCCUAAUUAAAACUUUUUAGGGAUCUAAAAACCUGAUCUUUUUGUGAGCUAAAAGUAUUUCAACAUGGUAAGCAUUCCUCCUAUGUUUCCACAAGACCAGCCAUUCCUUGGACCUUCACACCUUGCUGGUAGCUCAUCAUUCAGCAACAGAUCUCAUAAUGCCUUUCAGCCAAGAUGUGGAUUGCUUGCAUUGAAAUUGUGGAUUGAAGUGCUUCUAGUUCAGCAGGGAUCAGAGCCAGGGGGAUUACGUAUAUGAAAGCUGUGCCUGCUAUGCCAGCUAAUGGGAGAGCUAUAUUUACUUGAGUAUCAGUCCUGUGAACGUGCACCUUAUACUCAGCUUCUUUAUUUGUAAACCUUCACAAUUUUGGGCCCAAGAUAUUUGCUUUCUCCCAUAGCAGCCUGCCUGCACUAUGAGGUAUCAGCACUGUCAAGGUGUUGGUUAGGUCUUUUCUGUGGUGGCCCUGCUUCUCCAACUCUGGUGUCAGCUUUCACUUCCGGACUAUCAAGACUUUCUUCAAGGAAAGUUCCAAAGGUCCAUCUGUGGAGACCCAUCUUUUUUCUGUUUCCUUAGUUUAUGGUCUGCUUGGGGUUUCUUACCCCAUAAUUUCUUGUUUUUACUUAAUGUUUCUUAAAUAUUUACUUACUGACUUUUAUUUUGUAUUGUUUGUAAAUAAAUAAAUGUAAGUAUUUCCAAA
This is a messenger RNA of Sceloporus undulatus (fence lizard), 3184 nucleotides long. RefSeq names its product transmembrane protein 144 (gene TMEM144). Gene Ontology annotation, molecular function: carbohydrate transmembrane transporter activity. Gene Ontology annotation, cellular component: membrane. Bases 305 to 1387 code for a protein of 360 amino acids. NCBI's taxonomy places the organism in Eukaryota, Metazoa, Chordata, Lepidosauria, Squamata, Phrynosomatidae. The transcript has 12 exons. The record is from RefSeq and is a predicted model, not a curated record. Gene Ontology annotation, biological process: carbohydrate transmembrane transport.